AUGUCGAAGGACUUAUCGAGGGGUAAAAUUUCUCCAACGCCUUCUACAGAUAGUUCCCUACAGACUUCUUCAUCUCCACAGUCGACGCCAUGCGUCGCCAGGAACCCUUUCUCAAUAGUUAGCAUCUUAAGUCGGAGUGAUCCCAAAAGGCGAUCCCCUCUCUAUGAAGAUGCACCACUACAAACGCAAACUCCGGUCACACGGCUUUACCUGGACACUCAGUUGCCGGUCUUGCGACCUCCCGCCUUCCUACCGGUAGGUCCUGUAGCCGGACAUUUAAGCCGGAAACCCACUCCAUGGUUUCCUUGGGCUCAUGCCAAUUCCUCCGCGCAAGAAGCAUCUUUAGGCUUGUGUCAGCCGGGCAGCAGUCCUCCCCUCGCCGACGACUUCCUGAACUCGGAUAGUCGCGCCUCCAGCCCUCUUUCGCCGGGCGUCGCGACGGAUGAGCGCGGGACGACGGUCGGCGGCACGGGGGCUUCCGGCGGUUGCGGCGGCGGCGGAAGCAGCAGCCCCGAUGCCGGCGACGGGAAGAAAGGCGGCGGCGGCGGCGGCGGCAAUGGCAAGAGCAACCGGCGCAAGAAAAAGACGCGGACCGUGUUCACCCGCAGCCAAGUGUUCCAGCUCGAGUCCACCUUCGACAUGAAGCGGUACUUGUCCAGCUCGGAGCGGGCUGGGCUCGCAGCUUCUCUUCACCUGACGGAGACGCAGGUCAAGAUCUGGUUCCAGAACAGGCGCAACAAGUGGAAACGGCAACUCGCCGCCGAGCUGGAAGCAGCCAACAUGGCUCAUGCUCAGCGCAUGGUGCGAGUACCUAUCCUCUACCACGACACCGGUUCCUCUUCAGUAGCGGCCACCGAGAACUCUUCCCUCAGUGUGGCCACUUAUCCGUCUCUCUACUACCACCACGCCUCUUUCGCCAACAACCAGGGAGCAGGCCGUGCACCCCUCCCGUCUCUCGUCUGAUGACGGAUUAAACUCUGCAACAUACACCAUUCUUCCCGCCCGGUUAUCUGCCACCAGAUAACUUUGCCAAAAGAACACAAAGAGAAUGCGGUUGCUUCAAUGGAUGCACCGUCAAUCUACUUCAAGUUUCCUGAAUCUUCGCCAAAGAAACUCCAAUGUUUUAAGUGAGAAAUGAAGAUAGAACACUAGCAGUUUUCUUAUGUUUCUAAGCCAUUCAUCAUGCUUAAAAGAA
Uloborus diversus is the source of this 1195-nucleotide messenger RNA. RefSeq names its product homeobox protein HMX3-like. Gene Ontology annotation, biological process: regulation of transcription by RNA polymerase II. Lineage: Eukaryota; Metazoa; Arthropoda; Arachnida; Araneae; Uloboridae. Gene Ontology annotation, molecular function: RNA polymerase II transcription regulatory region sequence-specific DNA binding; DNA-binding transcription factor activity, RNA polymerase II-specific. Gene Ontology annotation, cellular component: nucleus. The coding region runs from base 1 to 963 and encodes 320 amino acids. The transcript has 2 exons. The record is from RefSeq and is a predicted model, not a curated record.